This is a messenger RNA of Lagopus muta (rock ptarmigan), 3718 nucleotides long. It is a transcript of the gene VMP1, whose product is annotated as vacuole membrane protein 1. Lineage: Eukaryota; Metazoa; Chordata; Aves; Galliformes; Phasianidae. The coding region runs from base 1900 to 3120 and encodes 406 amino acids. The record is from RefSeq and is a predicted model, not a curated record. Gene Ontology annotation, cellular component: endoplasmic reticulum; membrane; endomembrane system. Gene Ontology annotation, biological process: autophagy; Golgi organization. The transcript has 12 exons.
UGCUUUGCUUUGAGGCCAAUCUCAUCCCGUGUUUAAAGGUGCUGGUGUGCAGGCGGUCUGCCUGCUGCAGGAAGGUGCUCUCAAACCUUUGCUGUGCCAAGGAGCUGUGAAUGUAACCUCUGUCCAAAGCGCUGCCUUUGUUGGGGUGUCUGAGAUCUGAGAGAACUCUGAAAGCCCAGCUUCUGUUCUUUGUUUUCUUAUUGUGAUCGAUGAGCAGGGAGGCAGGUGAAGAAGAAAUCGCUAUCAGAAAAGUUGAGGAGAAGGAAGAAGCAGAGUAUUGGCUGGAUUGGAGCAUGUGGCUUCAAAUGCAAGAAAUGAGAAAAGGCAGAAAAUGGUGUGCUGCUGAUGUUCCCCCCAGGUACCUCAGCAGAGCAACCUGAACUAUAAGCAUGGUUCCAACAGCUGAGUGACUUGUAGCUGUUAGAAAGGAGAGUUCUGCUCCAGGGUUCUGCAGGGGCAGAAGUGUGAGAAUUAGGGAUCAGACACCAUGUGGGAAAGCAGUGAGAUCACCAAGUUCGUGUCACAGCUUCCUCACUGUUCCAAAGCCAUAGAAAGGAGUCCUCAAAGCAUCCUUAGUGCAGAAGUAAGGAUAGUCAGCUCUGCCAGCACCCAGCUGCCUCUUCUUUCCUUUGACGUAAGUGCAGCAGCACAGAGCAGCCUCCGAACAGCAGGAAGAAGGGACUUCUGUCCUCUGUGAUCACAGAGUGCAGAACUUGCAGUGCCUCCUGCUCUUCUGCUCCAAUAGCUUGUUAUGCUUGCACUGACACUGAAGCACCAGUCACAGCCUCGACAAGCCCUUCCCGUUGGCCAGUUUACAUUUUGCCCAGCAAUAAUUGUCUUUUUGUGCUUAAUGUUAUGGAUUGCACUACGGCUGAAUAAUGCAUUGUGGGCUGUUUGUUCAGCCCCACAAAGAAGCUCUGUGUGACACAACAACAGCUCAAAGUUGUUUUCCUCACUCUCUUAAAUAGUUUAUAUCUAUUUUUGCUGGUAGCUGCUCAGUGCACUGGGUAUAUUUCUUUUUGAAUAUGAGCUGUGGGAUUGUUCAGGGUUUGUGAGGAGUGAUGAUCUGUUUAGCAGCUGGGACUUGAUUUUCUUUGGUGAGCUUCCAUAGGUUUGGUGUGGACGUGAGGAUGUGGACUCAGUUAAUGAAAGGUCACUGCAAUUUGGCUCAGUCUGCUAUUCCAAUUAUCCCCAGGUGAAGACAUCCCUGCAGGAGCCAUAACUCUUACUGGUAUCAAAGAGGUGGGCAGACUGGGGUGCUGAGCUGUGUGCACACCCUCCUUCCCUCAUGCUAAUAUACUUUAAGUAUAAUUAGGCUGCGGUCAACUGAGAAGGGCUUUCUGCAAUGAGGAAGGGGCUGGGUUCUGAAUCGCUGCCCUUUGGGACUGACCCUGUGAUGGGCACCAGAUCUCCCAGUCACCUGUGCUCUCAGAUGGGAGUUUUUACAGAGCACUUCUGCAGAGUGGUGGGACUCCAGGACCUUCUUAACAAGUGCUCAGCCUACACAAGUGUGCGAGGGGGUUAUUUGUCUUUGAUGUAAAUACUGAUCUGUGUACUCGAGGUAGUGUUACGCAGAGCUAAUCCCAGAUUAGGGCCUUCCCAGGCAGGCAGGAUGCAACUGGUUCUGCUGGCUGCGGUCGUGGAGGCUGUGUGUAGGUAGCAGCACAGCUGGGAGCUGCAGAGAUGGAUGGGUUUUGUGUGGCAGUGGUACUGAGUGCAGUGCAGAGGGAGUGCUGUGCAUGGCCGAGACCUUCAUGUCCAGCACAGAAAGAGUCUGUAUUGCAUGAACUGGCUUGCUUGAAAUGGAAUGAAGCUGAAUACAGAGAACAAACUGAGACUUCAGUUUUGAAGGCUGGAUUUGCAAAGGAAAAAGAUCCCUGUACGUGAGUGAUCUAUGAAAUGGCAGAGAAUGGAACAGACUGUGACCAGAGACGCAUAGGAAUGAGCAAAGAACAGCACAAUGGGAGCUUCACAGAUUCCUCUUUGUUGAGUGAACGGAAGCGAAGGGACCGAGAAGAGAGGUUGAAUAUUGUCCUCUGGAGGCAACCACUUGUUACCUUGCAGUAUUUUUUCCUGGAAACUCUAAUAAACUUGAAGGAAUGGACCAUAAAAUUGUGGCAUCGGCGAAGUAUCCUGGUGUCUUUUUUACUGAUGCUUGCAGUGCUUACAGCUACGUAUUAUGUUGAAGGAAGACAUCAACAGUAUGUGCGGUACAUGGAGAAGAAGUUCUUCUGGUGUGCCUACUGGGUGGGAUUGGGCAUCCUGUCCUCUGUCGGACUUGGAACAGGUCUUCACACCUUUCUGCUCUAUUUGGGUCCACACAUAGCAUCAGUUACUCUUGCUGCCUAUGAAUGUAACUCUGUUAAUUUUCCUGAGCCUCCGUACCCGGAUCAGAUCAUCUGCCCUGACGAGGAGCUGAGCAGUGGAUCCAUCUCCCUGUGGGCCAUCAUCUCAAAAGUCAGGCUGGAGGCCUGCAUGUGGGGUGCUGGCACAGCCAUCGGAGAGCUGCCUCCGUAUUUCAUGGCGAGGGCAGCCCGGCUCUCUGGUGCUGAACCUGAUGAUGAAGAGUACCAGGAAUUUGAGGAGAUGCUGGAACAUGCAGAGACUGCACAAGAUUUUGCUUCCCGGGCUAAGCUGGCUGUCCAGAACCUGGUACAGAAAGUUGGGUUCUUCGGCAUUUUGGCCUGCGCCUCCAUUCCCAACCCUCUGUUUGACCUGGCCGGGAUAACAUGUGGACACUUUCUGGUUCCCUUCUGGACCUUCUUCGGGGCCACUCUGAUUGGGAAAGCAGUAAUUAAAAUGCACAUCCAGAAACUUUUCGUCAUUAUAACAUUCAGCAAACAUAUAGUGGAGCAGAUGGUGUCCCUCAUUGGUGCUAUUCCAAGUAUAGGUCCUUCUCUUCAGAAGCCAUUUCAAGAAUAUUUGGAAGCUCAGAGGAUAAAACUCCACCACAAACACGACGCCGGUGUGCCGCAGGGUGAAAACUGGCUGUCGUGGAUGUUUGAAAAAUUGGUGAUUGUCAUGGUUUGUUAUUUUAUCUUAUCCAUAAUCAACUCCAUGGCCCAAAGCUAUGCCAAAAGGCUGCAACAGAAGAUGUACUCCGAAGAGAAAACCAAAUGAGCUUGGAAAAAGGACUGGGAAUGGGCUUUAGCAGACACAAAAAGUGACGCUUCUUUCCAUACGUUUAAAAUUCAGCAUUAUUCAAAAUGGGGGAAAACUUUUUAACAUCAACUUUGAACUAAGGCAGGUUUUUAUUUUAUUUUGAAAAUAAUCUGGCUAUUAGAACAGACGUUUCACUGACAAACAUGUUGGUGUUAAGGUAAGGUAUGAAGGCUUUAUACGUCUGAGCUGUAUCAUAUGGCAUGGACAAGGUGAUGUUAAACUGUGCUUAACACAGAUGUUGUCCAUCCGAAUUUACUUCCAAAACCAAUGGUUUAGUAUUUCCUGAUUUCAUUUCAGACUGACCUAAGGGUAACCUUUAUUUUGAAGGGCGGCUCUUUUGCUUUUUUACCUUAACUUUCAAGACCAUCAAGAUGUAUAUAAAUGAAUACAAAUUGGAUAAAAACUGUUGCAUGUCCCUCGUGGUAAGGUUAUUCCAUUUGAAUUCUCCGGUGUCCCAUUGCAUUGCACGUGCUCUUGGUUGGAAAAGCCGCCCUUUAAUCGUCACGAUGUUAGCAGAGAUGAUUGAUGUCAAAAUGCUGAAGCUGACAUUUUUUUA